This is a messenger RNA of Fomitopsis serialis, 936 nucleotides long. RefSeq lists its product as uncharacterized. The coding region runs from base 1 to 936 and encodes 311 amino acids. Lineage: Eukaryota; Fungi; Basidiomycota; Agaricomycetes; Polyporales; Fomitopsidaceae. The record is from RefSeq and is a predicted model, not a curated record. The transcript has 7 exons.
AUGGAUACCGCCGUCCGGAGGGCGGGCGACUGUGAGAGUCGUUCCCGACGAACCGUACGCAUGGGGAAGGACGCGAGCCGCCGCGCAGGGGCGCUGGAGAAGGGAGCUCAUUUGUCGUCGGCGGAGAACUAUUCGCAACAACCAAGGUUGAGCGCGCAGACGUACGGCAGCACACGACGGCCUCCGAGCGUGGAGAGGUGCCUCCCGCCAAGGACUCCCUCGAGCCCUGCAUGCGCGCGCUUCUGCGCAGCGGGGAAGCGCACCAUCGCGGCGAGGAAGCCGAGGGAGGAGGAGGCUUUUCCGAUUGCCAAACUAAAUUUCAUGCAUCUUGAGCACACCCUCAACCUUUUUAACGCCCGAAGGACGGCUGGAACAUGCCGUCUGCACGCCGGUAUACGCCCGCCAAAAACGGCGCUGCAUAAUAGGCGCCGGAAACGCACCGUACGAUUUUUCCUGAGGUGCGCAGAGCAGGUAGCUCUUGAUGCGUUGCGUCCGUCCAACACGCCCGUCUUCUACCGAAACUCCAACGCGUCGGACGGCGCGCUCGCUGGCUCGGUCGUCCUCAACAAUGUCGUGCGGUGGAACAAUGUGCCCACGGCUGUCACUGUCCUCAACGGCGCCGAGGUGCUCGCCGGCGGAACGAUGACGAUCGACUCAUCUGGGGCCAGCCUGAGGGCAGCGUGUAGUGCUCCGGCCACAGGCGGUUCCGCGAAGUUCAUGUCAGGGAACAUCGCCGCGCAUACGAAGGCGAGCGGCCUCCUGUCCAACAGCCGGAUCUUCGGGCGGACGAUCCCGCAGUACGAGGACUAUGCGGUGAACCAGUUCUAUUCUGGCUGCUCCAUCAUCUACUUCAACACGGGAACGUACAUCGUCUCCAGCACGCCGCAGAUCGGGAGCAAAAGCUGGAGUAUGGGUAUUAGCGUUACAGUACUGUAG